Molecule: messenger RNA, 2708 nt
Organism: Gasterosteus aculeatus aculeatus (three-spined stickleback)
Lineage: Eukaryota; Metazoa; Chordata; Actinopteri; Perciformes; Gasterosteidae
Source: RefSeq, a predicted model, not a curated record
CAACCGUUCGCAGCCGCCCGCGACACGCCGGUACAUGUCCGUCUCUGCGGGGGGGGCUGUGAGACGGCUCAUCCGGGUCCUCCGGCACAAACCUGACGCGGCGGAGCGCCACUAGACGAGCUCCUGAUGGAGCUGCGGCCCGCCGGCAACACGCAACUUCCUGUGGAUCACCGAGUACGUCUGGGCUCACUAGAUGAUGGAAGUACAGCAAGGAUGACCUCCGCCGUGGACGCGUCCGUUUGGCCGGACGUGGACCCUCGGCCGCUCGGCCUGGAGGAUCCGUGGAGGCUCCGCGUCGCCGCCGCUCGGGUCUUUUCCAUCGUGAAGAACCGGGACGUGGGGCGGUUCGAGCGAGCGGUGGGCUUCCUGGAGGCCACUCACCGGCUCCUGCCCGGCCUGGUGGCUUCCAUCAAACACAUGAAGAUCACGUUUGGUCUGAAGACGCUGGUCAUCAUGAGGAUGCUCCGGGUCGGCCGAGGAAUGGUGGAAACCGUGUUAAAAACCAGCCAGUUCUUCCCGAGUAAACUCCCUCAGUACCAGGGCCAAUGUAGCCAACGUGAAAUGUUCCUAAUGAGGAAGAACCAUCUGGACUUUAAGACUCUGGCACAAGCGCUCGCAAUGAACAAGGACAAACUGGAAUAUUACGUCGCGAACCAGAUGGAGGAGCAGUACGGUGAACGUUACGCCCAGAAAGUAGAGGACCGGCUGCUGCACUACCUGCAAGAGUUGGAGGCCGCGUUACCAGGAGACUCCUACAUUGACAAGAUACUGAAGAAGGAGAGCCCUGUGACUGAGGAGGAGGAGGAGGAGAAGCUGCUGAUGGAAGUAAUUACCUCUGACGCCGCCGACGUAGCGACCACUCUGAAGAAACUGCUGCGCUGUGAUGUUGCUUCCUGUCGUCCGGGCAGCACGUCUCCGUCGACGGCAAUGGAGAUGUCUCCGCCCUCUCGGCCCGCUCUGCGGCGGCGGCGUUCUUCAGAGCCCCCUGAGACUCUCCCGCGCUUUCAGCCGGAGGUUUUUCUGGGGGGGACGGAGGCCGACGGAGAGGAGGCGGCCAGGAGGACGGAGGAGGCCCCCGCCUCCCCUCAGUUCUGCUCCAAGCACCAGCGAUGGGUGAGGAGCAUCCUGCAGGAGUGCUCCGAAGAGCUGCUGCCGCCGCCACAGGCCCACGCUUCCUCGUCCCCGCUGCUGUUCCCGUCGUCCUCACCCGACGCCCCUUCAUCGGAGGACCUCACGCCUUCUGACAUCGUCCCGUUGCCCCCUGACCAACCACGUCCGCCUUCGCAGACCGCCGCCCACCUUCUCGCCGGAGUCCAGGCUCCUGAAGGCGACCGGAGGUCCGGGUCCGCUGGAUCGGGGAUUGAUGCGUCUCAUACAGAACUUCCGCUCUCCUCCAGAGACACUCGCGCGUCCGUCCGCUUGUCCCCGGUGGUCCGACUGCUGGACAUUGCCUCCGUCACCUGUAAACCCUGUCGAGUGCUUCUGAAACGCUUCCCCGCGUCCGUUGUCAAACGGGUUCUCGGUCCGGAGGUGCUGACGUCUCCUCACCGCCGCCACACCGCAGAGCGCGACGCCGGACCUCUAGCAACGAGCAAAGACCCUGCGACCCACCCAGCAGCAGCGACCGCCCCAAACGCCGCGGUCAAAAUGGAACCGGCUCCUUCAUCUCCUGCCGGCUGUCUGGCCCUCGGGGCCGAGACCAGCAGAGGCCCAAGGGUCCACGCCAAGCCGUCACCGCCGAGUCAGGCUUCGCAUCUGCAGCCGGACCUGCCGCAGCCCUACGUGAGGGUUUACAGAUUGAGUGCUCAGCAGUGCUGUCGGGCGACAAAGCCCAGAUCCUCCGUGGUACCAGCCAGCAGGCGGGACGAGGACGAGGAGGAGGACAAAGAUGCCGAUUCUUCCUUUGACGUCAACACUCUUUACUCUGGUGAUUCGAGCAGUGACAGCGAGGACCCGUUUCACGGCGACCCGGAGUAUAAACCUCGCUUUAAGAAGAAGAGACUCCCCUCGCAGUAGCGCAGCAUGUGCGCUGGAGAAUUCACGCUGCACUAAAUUAAAUAUUUUGACCGUGAAGAACGUCAACAAAUACUUUGUUAAUCCCUAAUGGAGAAAAUCAUAUUGUGUGUGUGUGUGCUUGUAUGUUACGUGACAUAUGAAAAGUUGUGCCAUGUGCCGCUUCUAGAAAGCAAACCUUUAGAAAUUGCUUUAGAGGUGGAGAGAUAUUACAUUUCAAUAAGUUCACUACAAUAAUGCAGUAAUAAGUAAAAUAUUCAACGCGUGCAACAUUUUCUCAGGCACACGACGGCGUGUUUAUUCCAUAAUAACCUCCAAGUUCAUCACAUGUUCAGGAUCUAAUGUGUAACGAGGAGCGCUGACGCGUGACGGGCUUCAUGCUCGCCGUGUGGUUUCCCUACGGACGAAUUAAAAUGAUGAUGAUUUAGUUGUAGAAAGAACCUCCACCCGAGAAAUGCUUCCUCCUUAAUGUCGGGCGUUUAGAAAUGAUUGUUGGACUUUGAGGACAUCAAAACCUGGAUGACCUGCAACGUCCUGUUGAACUAAAGAUGAUUCUACGGGUUAUUUGAUCAGAUCCUGGAUCAGUUGGUGGGUAGUGGAACGUCUGCGUGGCUCAGAAGAAUCUCCGCGUCUCUCUGACCAGGACGUGUGCGUUUAAACCCUCAGAUUAAAAGAACUGUGUUUUUCAUCUUUAA